Molecule: messenger RNA, 1506 nt
Organism: Aspergillus affinis
Lineage: Eukaryota; Fungi; Ascomycota; Eurotiomycetes; Eurotiales; Aspergillaceae
Product: ankyrin
Exons: 2
Coding region: 1-1506 (501 amino acids)
Molecular function (GO): protein binding
Source: RefSeq, a predicted model, not a curated record
AUGCGCGUUCCACUGGAAAUUCUCGAACAGAUCCUACGGGACAUGAUGGAGGCUCUGCCCAUCAAAGACCUCUUCCGGGCACGUCUUGUAAAUAGCCUUUUCAAUGAUGAAAUCAUGUCAUUCCUGUCCAGGAGCUCUCGAUUGGAGACCGACGGCUUCGGAUGUUAUAAGGACAAGGACGGUGACCUACGGCACUGGGAUCCCAGCGACAACGACAACAAAAAGGAUGUGCCCGGCUGGGACGCAUUUCCGUAUCAUUUGAAGAUCCGAAUUCUACGCCAGAAACUGCAGCGACAUAACCAAGAAGGGCACCGCACAUACUGCGUUGGCUUUUGCGACACUUUUACCAGCAUGCUGGGCAACCAGGUGCAGAAGAGGGGGAUCACCACCACGGAAGAGAAAGAGGCUUUGGUGGAGAGACUGCUUAACGGCGUGGCUGCUUGUUCUCUGAGACCCCAUGGCAUAAUCUGUCCGGAAUCGCUGAGGCUCUAUAUGAGGUGUGGCUACGAACGACUGGUGUGGGGAAGCAAGGGCAGACGGUCCCGACAAUUCAUCGAUCAAUCAUGCGAGGUUCUCCUGGCGUGUGGCGCGAUUCACAGUGGAGAUGCGGGGGAACUCGAAUACCUGAUCCGAAAAGGUUUGGGCCAGGCGAUGUACAGCAGUCAAUGGGGCUUGAUGGUCCUCGAGCUGGGGGUAAGAACCGGCAAUACAGACAUAAAUCAGGUGCUCAAACGCAACAGUCCCAUGACCUUUACCUACAACGGUCUUUCAACUGACGUACUCUCUCUGGCGGCACAAUACAACAAUUUCGAAGCCUUAGAGGUGUGGAUAGAACAUAUGAAAUACCGAUCCAGUAGUACGAUAAGGUUACGUAUGGAUGCUACUAUUCGCGGGAUGGCCAGGACCGGAAAGACUGACAUGGUGGAGUUUCUCGUUGACGAGUAUGGAAAUUUCGAACAGGAUCUGGUGUACAACGCCCUCAUCGAAGCUAUUGAGACCGGCCACCAGGAGACUGUGCAACGGCUGCUGGGGCGCGAAGGCUUCGAUCCGAAUAUCACUACCGCCGAGUUCCCGAAAGGGGCGCUCUUCUCAGCGGUGUGCAAAUGCAAACCGAUAAAAAGGAGGCUACUGAUGGUGAAAAUGCUGCUAAAGCAGGGGGUUGAUCCUAGAAAACCCUACCCGGGGAUGACCAAAACGCUCCUGCAAAGAGCGUUGGAGAAGGAAGAUUCCAAAACGGCUGCUGUCUUAGUAGAAUAUGGUGCCGAUAUUACGAGCAAGUCACUGCCUCGGGGUUCCAAGGGAAAGAAGUUGCCCCCGGUAUUGUUCAUGGCUGCUGAACUGGGGGACAUGACUUUGAUUCACUUGCUCGUUGAGAAAGGAGUCGAUCGCACCUUUAAGUGGGAGGGGAAGGGGUAUACUCUUCGGCAAGAAGAUCAGUCAAUCGGAAGUCCUUUAGGCACUCUAGGAUUCUAUGAGACGGACCGAAAGAACUCGACAUUCAGAUAA